AUCAUAAAUAUUUAUUUUUUAGAUAACCAACAACUAAAAAUAUAAAUAUAUAUUAUUACCCGCUGGUUGAUAUUUAGAAUUCAUAUGUUCUUAUGUUGUUAUUUUUUGUUGGUACCAGCUACCAAACAGUACAAAACGUCAGGAAACCAUCACUGUAUUGUUAUGUGUAAUUUGUAAUUUGAAGACGCGCUAUUAUUCUAACUUCUAACACUGAAGUCAAAUUAAAUUAAUCCGUUAUCAUUAGUAAUUGUGCAUCAUGGGACGCAAGAAAAUUAAUAUAUCCAAAAUCACAGAUGAACGAAACCGCCAUGUGACGUUUAACAAACGCAAAUUUGGUGUCAUGAAGAAAGCUUACGAGUUAAGUGUAUUAUGUGAUUGUGAAGUAGCAAUCAUUAUUUUUAACAAGUCCAACAAGUUGUACCAGUAUGCUAGUACAGACAUGGAUCAAGUAUUACUUAAAUAUACUGAAUAUAGUGAACCACACGAAUCAUUAACAAAUACCAAUAUAAUUGCUCAAUUAAACAGGAGAGGAGAUGGUCCUAAUUCUCAAACUGUUGAUUCAUGUGUUAAUGAAGAGGAGCCUAAUACUAUAGCUCAACCCAAACAAUUUAAAGUAAUGUCCACUCCUAGAAUUAAACUUAAACACAACGAUAUUUCUGAUGAAGAAUUCAGAAUACUUAUGACACAUGAGAGAAGAGUAAUGGGUAAUGAGUAUGAAGGAGAUUAUGAUGAAGAUAUACAUGAAAUUGAAUGUGAAUUUAUUCCUGACAUUUCUGAAAACAAACUUCCAGAAGCUAUAAGAAAAAUGCGAGAUAAUAAUUCUAUUGAAAAUACUAAACGAGUUACUUCCAGUGACUCAGAUAUAAGUGACGAUGAGUUAAAAAUUGACAGUGGCGCUGAUGAUGAUUUUGAAGAAAUAGAUGACAAUUUACACACCAAAAAUAUAGAAAGAUAUAUUUCUCCAGCCACCUCACGAAAACAAAUUUUGCCAAGUAACUUAACAACUGAUGAUGAACUCAAAGUCGCAAAAAAUGAUAAUGUUAAAAUAAUUGAAGAUGGCAACAAUCCGCCUGAAGUGAAAAGCAAUGCAAAACCAAAAUUAAUGUCAAAUGUGCCAAAACCACCAUUAAUACCAAAUACUCACUCAAGUUUAGAUGCAAUUCAAAAUAAAUCUGUUAGAAGUCAACCUAGGAAUAAUAUUAUGAGGUACCGUCCUUAUAAUAUUCUACAAACUUCUAAGAAAAUUGUAAAAAUACCACCACAAAAAUCUUUGGAAAUUCAAAAUAAUGCAUCACUAAAUGGACAAACCUCAAAGCAGGAACGAAGAGUUUAUGCAGGUUUUAAACAACGUAUACAGGUCAAAAAAGAUUUGUUAAUGACUCCAGAUAAUAAAAUCAAUAGUGCACAAACGUCACUAAAUAGUGAUACAAAUGAUUCUUAGAAUUACAUGUAAAUUUUGAAUUUUAACAUUCCAAAUUUUAUUACUUUUAUUUUAUACAUUUUUUUUUAAGACUGUACG
Molecule: messenger RNA, 1519 nt
Organism: Melanaphis sacchari
Lineage: Eukaryota; Metazoa; Arthropoda; Insecta; Hemiptera; Aphididae
Product: agamous-like MADS-box protein AGL18
Exons: 8
Coding region: 257-1441 (394 amino acids)
Biological process (GO): positive regulation of transcription by RNA polymerase II; cell differentiation
Molecular function (GO): histone deacetylase binding; protein dimerization activity; DNA-binding transcription factor activity, RNA polymerase II-specific
Source: RefSeq, a predicted model, not a curated record